Quercus lobata is the source of this 1412-nucleotide messenger RNA. RefSeq names its product mediator of RNA polymerase II transcription subunit 22b-like. The record is from RefSeq and is a predicted model, not a curated record. Gene Ontology annotation, biological process: regulation of transcription by RNA polymerase II. Lineage: Eukaryota; Viridiplantae; Streptophyta; Magnoliopsida; Fagales; Fagaceae. Gene Ontology annotation, cellular component: mediator complex. Bases 766 to 1248 code for a protein of 160 amino acids. The transcript has 6 exons. Gene Ontology annotation, molecular function: transcription coregulator activity.
UAUAUGUAUAAGUUAAAUAUAUAUAUAUAUAUCGGUUCGGUUCGGUUUCUCUUCGGUUUGCAGAUCUUGCUGCCGGCCACCGCACCAGUCGACUUCGGUAACGGAAAAAGCCUACCGAUCAUCGCGCCGAGAACCUUCGGUGGAGCUUUCAGCGGUCGGAUCGGCGCGGUUUCGGGCGGUUUUGUCGGCGCCGGUGAAUUCUUGAACAGGCCUACGUCCUUACAUUUGUCUCUCACUUCAAGUCUUCAACAGCAGCCCUUUCCCUUCUCCAGUCAUUCGCUUCCUCCCCCCAUCUCUCUCUUUCUGUCAUAGUGUCAUAAAUGGAUGUGUAAACGCCGCAUCCGAGGUCGACGGGUACUGUCUCCGUCUUCGAAUCCCGGGUUGCCGCCUCUGCGUCGGUCGAUUUCUGACCCGUCUCCGUCUCUGGCGAAGACCUAUUCAAGGUCCUCGAGUUCUGGGGAUGUAAGUGUGGAUUUGACUAAGGAAGACACUCCCAACUCCAAUUCCAAGUACACUUCUUCGCCGGUACGCUUCUUCGCCGUUCUCUCUUUUCUUUUUUCUUUUUUUUCUUUUUUGCUACUUUGCUUGGUGCUUGGUGUUUGGGUGGUGAGAAAACAUGGGAAAGCAAAGGGUUUUCUGGGUUUGUUAAUAUUUACGGGUCCACCCCCACCCUCCACCACCGCCGCUCCACUGCCUAGAAUUGGGCCCAAGUUAGCCAUUUCAGGCUUUCAUUUGUAUCUGUGAGAGUGCCCAGAGAGAGAGAGAAUGAAUAAAGGCGGAGCAGGUGGAGGAGGCGGAAGUGGGAGCAGCGGUGGCGGAAGUGGGCCCACCGCGGCAGCAGCGGCAGCGGCAGCUCAGAAGCAGAAAACAUUACUACAAAGAGUCGAAGCCGACAUUGGCAGCAUCGUUGACAACUUCAGCCACCUCGUCAAUGUCUCACGGGUAAAUGAUCUUCCUGUCAGAAAUUCACAAGAAGCUUUCAUGAUGGAGAUGCGUGCAGCUAGAAUGGUUCAGACAGCCGACUCUCUACUUAAGUUGGUAUCAGAGCUUAAGCAAACCGCAAUCUUCUCCGGAUUUGCAUCCCUUAAUGACCAUGUGGAGCAAAGAACAGCUGAGUUUAAUCAACAGGCAGAGAAGACAGACCACAUGUUGGCAAGAAUUGGAGAGGAGGCAGCUGCCAGCCUCAAGGAGCUUGAAUUGCACUAUUUUUCUUCAGCAGAGAGGGCUAGUGAUACUCCGCAGUUGUGAAUGGGUGGCAUAAGAGAAGCAUGCUAAUCAGCAUUUGAUCCUACUCUUAAAGUACUGCGAUUUCUAGUUCUAGUUUUGAUCUGAUCAGUUUUUAAUUUCAUUGUAAAUGCUUCUUAACAGUCAGUACUAAAAUUGUCAAUGAAUUUAAUGGGUUAUGGUUCCAA